Messenger RNA from Hyla sarda, 1333 nucleotides. RefSeq names its product oligodendrocyte transcription factor 3-like. Lineage: Eukaryota; Metazoa; Chordata; Amphibia; Anura; Hylidae. The coding region runs from base 193 to 990 and encodes 265 amino acids. The transcript has a single exon. Gene Ontology annotation, molecular function: protein dimerization activity. The record is from RefSeq and is a predicted model, not a curated record.
UUGGCUACCUGAAGGCUAGAGGAGAGUGAAACUACUAAGGGAGAAAGUCUAUCUCUCUCUCUCUCUCUCUCUCUCUCUAUCUUUAUUGCCAAUAGAGAAGAAAGGACAUCAAAGACCUCUGCUUUCCUGUAUCUUCUGAAAAAGUUUUCUUAAGGCCUAAGAAAACUUAUUCCAAAUAGGACACAGAAGAAGAUGAAUUCUGAUUCUAGCUCCAUGUCCAGCCGAGCCUCAUCUCCAGAUAUAGAUGACAUCUACCUACGGGGCCAACAUCAUUCCCUCCAGGACAGCAGAAUGAACUCUGUCUCCUCUACCCAGAAUGACAUCAUGCACAAAAUGUCAGAGGAACUCCUCACAAGGCACGGUUUUAAAGGAGAAGGAGAAAGCAGCAACUAUAAAAUGAAGAAGCAACUAUCAGAACAUGAUGUGCAGACGUUGAGGCUGAAAAUCAAUGGAAGGGAGCGCAAAAGAAUGCAUGACCUGAACCUUGCUAUGGACGGCCUGAGGGAAGUCAUGCCCUAUGCUCAUGGACCCUCUGUGAGAAAACUUUCCAAAAUUGCUACUCUCCUGCUUGCAAGAAACUACAUCUUGAUGCUUACAAGCUCACUGGAGGAAAUGAAGAGGCUAGUGGGUGAGAUCUAUGGGGGCCAUCAUUCUGCAUUUCACUGUGGGACUGUGGGACAUUCUGCCACUCAUCCAGUUCACCCACCAAAUGCCAUCCAUCAGAUGCAUCCCAUCCUGGGCAGCGCAGUAUCUUCUAAUAACACAUCCAUCCUUUCUGGACCAUUACCAGGAAUUGGCAGCAUUAGACCUGCACAUUCUCUGCUCAAAACUACAGCGACCCCUCCGCUCCCACUUGGCAGCAGUUUUCAACAUUGGGCAGGCCUACCUUGUCCUUGUACUAUCUGUCAGAUGCCACCACCACCUCAGCUGUCUACUCUAUCGGGCAGCCUGAACAGGAUCACUGCAGAAGGCAAAGACUUGCUAAAGUAGUAAUUUCAAUUAUGACAGACUUUUCCCGAUAAUCUGAUAAACUGCAUAUAUCUAUAAAUGUAUACUACUGGUGUAUUGUGGUAUUCAGGAAGACUCCUUUUGUAUCCUUUUUGCAUGCAUGCUUCUUUACUUUCUGCAUCUUUUGUACCGUCAUCAUGAGAAACAUCUCAGUAAGGUAAACUUUAGAUGAAUUCAAUGUGUUAUCUGUAAAUGUUGAAUGUAAAUAUAUUCAGAGAUUAGAGUUAUACUGUAUAGCCUAUAAUUCACAAAAUCUGUAGAAGCGUGUACGAUAUAUAUAUAUAUAUAUAUAUAUAUAUAUAUAUAUAUAUAUAAUUUCUACCAU